Indicator indicator is the source of this 921-nucleotide messenger RNA. It is a transcript of the gene ST3GAL6, whose product is annotated as ST3 beta-galactoside alpha-2,3-sialyltransferase 6. The record is from RefSeq and is a predicted model, not a curated record. Gene Ontology annotation, molecular function: beta-galactoside alpha-2,3-sialyltransferase activity. The coding region runs from base 1 to 921 and encodes 306 amino acids. Gene Ontology annotation, biological process: glycolipid biosynthetic process. The transcript has 9 exons. NCBI's taxonomy places the organism in Eukaryota, Metazoa, Chordata, Aves, Piciformes, Indicatoridae.
AUGAAACGAAUUCUUCUGUGUUUUAUCCUGGCUGCUGCUGUUAUGUAUGGUAUACUGCAUGGAAAUCUGUGGAGAAACAACCUCUACUGGAUUAGCUUUUAUGGACAGACUUCCUCUGUGAGGGCUCCUCCUUCCUAUGAGACUAGUGGAGUUACCCAGUUGCCACCUACAGCAGUGGAGAGAAGGAAUGCACUGGAUACUUGUCUUCUGAAACCAGCAUUUGAACCUUUACUAGGUGCUGACAAAAUAUACCCAUUCCUGUGUGCUAAUGAUUUUAUCAGAGUGGCAGAGUUCCAUGGAAGUGACAAAUUUGAACUGCCUUAUGGAAUAAAGAGAGCAGAGCAAUUUUUUCGUUUAGCCCUUUCAAGGCUGCAGAACUGUGGACUCUCCGAUCAAGAUGAUAGCAUUGCCUGCCGACGAUGUGUGGUGGUUGGUAAUGGAGGAGUCCUUCGAAAUAAGACCUUAGGGGAGAAAAUUGACUCCUAUGACGUGAUAAUAAGAAUGAAUAAUGGCCCUGUUAUAGGGUAUGAAGAGGAUGUUGGGAGGAGGACCACUUUCCGUCUUUCUUACCCGGAAUCCAUCUUCUCGGAUCCCAUCCACUACGACCCUAACACAACUGUUGUUAUUAUUGUCUUCAAACCACGUGACUUGAAGUGGCUUUGGGAGAUACUAAGUGGUCAGAAAAUAAAACCCAAGCACCCAACCACGGGGCUCAUUGCCAUCACACUAGCAUUUCACAUGUGCCAUGAAGUUCACCUGGCAGGCUUCAAGUAUGACUUCACUGACAGAAACAGUUCUUUGCACUACUAUGGCAACGAAACUAUGUCUCAGAUGAUGCAGAAUGAAUACCACAACAUCAACGCUGAGCAGAAAUUUUUGAAGAAGCUUAUAGACAAGAACUUUGUGGUCAAUUUGACAUGA